AUGCCCUCCUCCUUUCCCCAAGCUUGUACCUCCCCACUCCCUCACGACCAUCUCUGUCCCUCCAGCGAGAGGCCGACCGACGUGGAGUGCACGGCCGAGUUGCUCAACGUGGACGCGGCGAAGCUGCACGGGCUGUCAAGGGAGAAGCAGCAGCGGCUGAAGGCGCUUGCGAUGUCGAUCCGGAGAAGAAGGGCGGGAGCGUGGACGGAGAGGAUCUCCCGUGUAUCCAGCACUGUUGGCGGAGGAGGUUUGCAUCACAGGCUGCGAUCGCGGUGGCCCCUUCAACUCAGUUUCGGCGGUUCCGACAGGCCGUCUGCGCGGCUCGCGCCUCGUGAUCCGGGCGAAGAAGGCGAAACCAUCGCAACGAUCGAGGAGGAUGAGGGUUUCGAGGACGAGGAGGCGAGCGAGUUGAAACCCAUCGACGACAUUGAGGAGUGCACGACUUUGGAAGUCAUUCCGGAGCUGACAGCCGACCAACUCCUGUCUUACUCUCUCGCUGCAAGGAAGAAGCUGAUGGCUCUGGCGGGGUCGAUCAAGUACAUUCGACAGCUUCAGGAUGAGGCGGGAGGAAGCAUUGACGGGAUAGAUUUCCCCUGUGUCAAGAAAGGUCGAAGACGCGAAGAAUGA
Molecule: messenger RNA, 627 nt
Organism: Guillardia theta CCMP2712
Lineage: Eukaryota; Cryptophyceae; Pyrenomonadales; Geminigeraceae
Exons: 5
Coding region: 1-627 (208 amino acids)
Source: RefSeq, a predicted model, not a curated record